Molecule: messenger RNA, 249 nt
Organism: Pyricularia grisea
Lineage: Eukaryota; Fungi; Ascomycota; Sordariomycetes; Magnaporthales; Pyriculariaceae
Exons: 1
Coding region: 1-249 (82 amino acids)
Source: RefSeq, a predicted model, not a curated record
AUGAGCUUCGUCACGAGAUUCUUCAGCAAGGGGGACAAGGACGGAGUGGAGGUGACAACCCUCCAGCUCGACUCUCCUCAGCAGCAGGACCCACCCUGCGAGUGUGACGACGAAGACUACAUGACGCUUGCCGACGCCUAUAUUUCUGACACAGUGGAGGAUAAUAGGCAUGCUGCGCAACGCCUAUUGCGGCUUCAGAUGCACAAGACCAAGCAAGUGCAGGUCAAGAGCUUCAAGGCUGGACAGUAG